Molecule: messenger RNA, 204 nt
Organism: Sphaerulina musiva SO2202
Lineage: Eukaryota; Fungi; Ascomycota; Dothideomycetes; Mycosphaerellales; Mycosphaerellaceae
Exons: 1
Source: RefSeq, a predicted model, not a curated record
AUUCGAUUCAAGGACGCUGUGGGGCGCAAAUUCAGCUUCCCGUGGGCCAUCUGCAAGACGUGGAAGGGGAUGGAGACACUGAUCAAGCAGGCGUUCUUGCAUGUCGACCUGAUCGGCGAUCACGUACACCAAGGCCACUACGAUCUCACGGGACCCGACGGGGAGAUUAUCUUGCCGCAGAUUUGGGAUUCGAUGAUUCAGCCG